Molecule: messenger RNA, 2430 nt
Organism: Aureococcus anophagefferens
Lineage: Eukaryota; Pelagophyceae; Pelagomonadales; Pelagomonadaceae
Exons: 2
Coding region: 1-2430 (809 amino acids)
Biological process (GO): peptidyl-aspartic acid hydroxylation
Cellular component (GO): endoplasmic reticulum
Molecular function (GO): peptidyl-aspartic acid 3-dioxygenase activity
Source: RefSeq, a predicted model, not a curated record
AUGGCGGCCCAGCGCCUGAUCGUCACAGCCGUCGCGCUAAUAUUAUUCGCACGCGCCAACAAUCCCGUGCUCGAGGUCGAGGUGCUCGUCGGCGACACGUCCCAACCGCUCGUGCUGCGCGACGGCAGCGAUCCCUGCGAGAUCAUCCGGUCUUUCUGCGGCCCGCGGGACGCCUGCGUCUGGCAGCUCGUGAAGCACGUGCAGCCGCUCCUCCAGGCCGACUGGGCCGCGGCCUCGGCGCGCCUCGCCAUCUCCGACGCCUACCUCGCCGGCUGCGCGGGUAACGCGUCCUUUGCGCGCGGCGCGCCGCGCGGGAACGCGUCGGCGGAGCUCGUCGGGUUCCUCGAGGCCGCGAUCGCGUCGCGGGACGCGCACUCGCCGUUCCUGCGGCGCUACAACCGGGAGAAGGCGAAACUCGCGCCGGAGGAGCGCGUCGCGCACUACGCGGCCGUCGCGCGGCUCCUGCCCGGCAACGCCGCGGCCAUCGACCACCUCGCGUGCGCUUUAACGGCCACGGGCCAGCGGGCGAGCGCGGCGCGCGUGCUGCGGCGCGGCGUCGAGGUGCUGCACUUGUGGCCGUCGGCGCUCCAGCGGCCGUCGACGCUCGUCGCGGGCCUCGAGGCGCGGCCACUUUGGGACGAUUUGGACGAGUUCCCCGCCGUGCGCGCGGUCGCGGGCGGCGCCGUGCUCGCCGCGCUCCUGCCCGAGCUCGUCGCCGAGCUCGCGCGGGACCGGGCCGACUCGUUGGUCGUGGCCCAGGCCGAGGGGCUCGUCGACGGCGCGCGCGCGCGCUGGGACGAGAUCGUGCUCUUCAAGCACGACGUCGACGACGCGGCGGCGGCGGCGCGCUUCCCGCGGACGCUGGCGGCGAUCCGCGACGCCGACGACGGCCGCGGGCCGUCCUUCUUCAACGCCAAGGUGUCCAUCCUGCACCCGGGCUCGCGGAUCCUGCCGCACUGCGGGCCCUCGAACGCGCGGCUCCGGGCGCACCUCGCGGUGAGCCACGGCGGCGGCGCGUCCAUCCGCGUCGGCGACCGCGCCCCCGUGUCCUGGGUACCCGGCGAGGCCCUCGUCCUCGACGACUCCUUCGAGCACGAGGUCGUCCACGCCGGCGCCGCGCCGCGCGUCGUGCUCAUCCUCGACUUCUGGCACCCGGACCUCCCCGCGGAGGACCGGGCCUUCGCGAAGUACGGCGAGUCGGAGCUCAUCCGCCUGCGCACGGAGAACUCGCAGCUGCGCCAGCAGCUCUCGUCGGCGCAGCAGCAGCUCCAGGCGCUCCACGCCGUGCUGCGCCAGCAGCAGGCGCAGAUGGCCUACGCGGCGGGCGCGCAGGCCGCGGGGCGGCCGCAGCCCAUGCCGCCGCAGCAGCCCAUGGCCGCGGCGCCGCGCAUGAUGGCCGCGCCGCCGCCGCGGCCGCAGUUCCCGCCGUCGCCGAUCCCGUCGACGCACGCGCCGUCGCCCGCGAAGCCGCAGGACCCCUUCGGCGCGCUCUUCGCCCAGGCCGUCGCGCCGCCCGCGGCCGAGCCCGCGCCGCCGCCGGCGGCGCCCGCCGCGCCGCCGCCGCCGCCGGCCGCGCCCGCGGCGCCGCCGCCGGCCGCCGCGCCCGUCGACGUCUUCGGCGGCGACCCCUUCGGCCUCGGCGCGGCGCCGCCGGCGGCGCCCGCGGCGCCGAUCGCGCCCGCGGCGCCCCUCGCGGCGCCCGUCUCGAACCCGGACCCCUUCGGCGCGGGCGGCCUCUUCGGCGGCGCGGCGCCGGCGGCGCCGGCGCCCGCGGCGACGCCCGCGGCGGCGCCCGCGGCGUCGACCUUCGCGCUCUUCGGCGGCGGCGACGACGACGAGACGUCCGAGGAGGAGGAGGACGACGACGACGGCGACGAGGAGAACGCGCCGGCCGCGGCCGCGCCGGGCCCCGCGGCGCCGGCCGCCGACGACGAGAAGAAGAAGAAGAAGGCCUCCAAGGAGGAGAAGAAGGCGAAGAAGGAGGCGAAGAAGCAGGAGAAGAAGAAGAAGAAGGAGGCCAAGGAGCGCCAGCGGCGCGAGCUCCAGGCGCGCGCGGACUCGCGGAACCCGGAAAGCUUCUCCUCGAGCUACAGCCGCGGCGGCAUGGGCGGCUCGACGAACUCCAAGUGGCAGGGCAUCGGCUCCGACUCCGUGUCCUCCGCGGGCUACGGGCCCUCGGGCGGGUCCGGCGGCUUCUCCUCGUCCAAGUUCGACAACCCGGGCAAGUACCGCGGCUUCGGCAACCCGGCCUUCGACAACAACGUCGGCGGCGGCGACGACGACGAGGGCCUCGGCGCGCGCGCGGGCGCCGCGGCCAUGGGCAUCUUCUCCUCUGCCAAGGACAUGGUCGGCCGCUUCGCCGGCGGCGACUCGAACGUGUCCGAGAUCGGCGGCUCCCACGCGGGCUCGGGCCUCCGGUCCUACUCGUGA